GAAUCAACACCUGCCCUGAGUCUCGCUGUGAAAAAUUACGAAAGAAUUCGGCUGUUCAACGCUUCCCAAGACCAACAAAUCUUUGCUUAACGAACAAUAAUGGCAUCAAUCUGUGGACGCAUGGCGCUUCGUGCCGCCGCACGCCAAAAUGUGACAUACAACUCCGUGCGUACCUGCAAAAUGAUGAACGAUCCCCUGGAGCACGCCACAGGUAUUGAGAAACGUGAACUGCUGUUGAAGGCGGCCGGCAACGAUAAUCCUUUCGACAUGAAGGUGUUCAAGCGUGGUGCUGGCACUAAGGAGAACCCCAAUCUGAUUCCAUCGGCUUUCGAUGCUCGCAUUGUUGGCUGCAUCUGCGAAGAGGAUCAGACCUACGUGCAGUGGAUGUGGCUGCAGAAGGGCAAUCAGAAACGUUGUGAGUGCGGCCACUGGUUCAAGUUGGUCGAGAAGGCAGCUGUUUAAAGUUAUUAUUAAUUAAUUAAAUAAACCAAUUAAUAACAAAAAACAACA
Messenger RNA from Drosophila hydei, 510 nucleotides. RefSeq names its product cytochrome c oxidase subunit 5B, mitochondrial (gene COX5B). Gene Ontology annotation, biological process: mitochondrial electron transport, cytochrome c to oxygen. The coding region runs from base 100 to 462 and encodes 120 amino acids. Gene Ontology annotation, cellular component: mitochondrial envelope. NCBI's taxonomy places the organism in Eukaryota, Metazoa, Arthropoda, Insecta, Diptera, Drosophilidae. The record is from RefSeq and is a predicted model, not a curated record. The transcript is spliced from 3 exons.